Molecule: messenger RNA, 1648 nt
Organism: Brassica rapa (field mustard)
Lineage: Eukaryota; Viridiplantae; Streptophyta; Magnoliopsida; Brassicales; Brassicaceae
Product: fasciclin-like arabinogalactan protein 10
Cellular component (GO): plasma membrane
Source: RefSeq, a predicted model, not a curated record
UUUAACACAACCAUGGUUAACCACUUAUUUAAUCUCCUUUCUUAAACUCGUGUCUUCUCACUUUCUUUUCCGACAGUCCACACUUCCACUCAACCGUCAAAAACCUCAAUGGCUUCUUCAUCACGUGCUCUCUCUCUCCUCGCAUUCACUCUACUUCUCCUCGCCGUCCUUUCCACCGUCUCCGGCCACAACAUCACCCAAAUCCUCUCCGAAUCACCUGAAUACUCCUCCUUCAACAGCUACCUCUCCCAAACAAAGCUCGCCGACGAAAUCAACAGCCGCACCACCAUCACCCUCCUCGUCCUCAACAAUGGCGCAAUGUCUUCCCUCGCCGGAAAACACCCACUCUCCGUCGUCAAAAACGCCCUCAGCCUCCUCGUCCUCCUCGACUACUACGACCCCGUCAAGCUCCACAAGAUCUCUCAAGGCACCACUCUCACCACCACGCUUUACCAAACCACCGGUAACGCUCCCGGAAACCUAGGCUUCGUCAACAUCACCGAUCUCAAAGGCGGCAAGGUCGGCUUCGGCUCCGCCGCACCUGGCUCCAAGCUCGCUUCAACCUACACCAAGUUAGUUAAGCAAAUCCCUUACAACAUCUCCGUCCUCGAAAUCGACGCUCCGAUCAUCGCUCCCGGAAUCUUAACCGCUCCGGCUCCCUCCGCCGACGGACUCAACAACAUCACCGGACUUCUCGAGAAAGCCGGUUGCAAAACCUUCGCUAACUUGCUCGUCACGAGCGGUGUGCUCAAGACCUACGUAUCCACCGUUGAAAAAGGGUUGACUGUUUUUGCACCGUCCGAUGAAGCUUUCAAAGCCGAAGGCGUACCGGAUCUGACCAAGCUCACGCAAGCUGAGGUGGUCUCGCUCCUAGAGUAUCACGCCCUCGCUGAAUACAAACCCAAAGGCUCGUUGAAGACUAAUAAAGAAGCAAUCUCCACGUUAGCUACUAACGGCGCCGGUAAAUAUGAUUUAACGACGUCAACCUCGGGCGAUGAAGUUAUUCUCCACACUGGCAUUGGACCGUCGAGACUCGCCGACACGGUGGUGGAUGAGACACCCGUCGUGAUAUUCACGGUGGAUAAAGUCCUCCUCCCUACCGAGCUCUUCGGAAAAUCACCAGCUCCGGCGCCGGCGCCGGAACCUGUAAGUGGACCGACACCAUCUCCGGCUAAGUCGCCGUCUCCAGCGGAAGCACCGUCACCAGUUGCAGCUUCACCGCCUGCGCCUCCAGUUGAUGAUUCGCCGGAAGGAGCUCCGUCAGACUCGCCGACAAGUUCAGAGGACAGCAAUGCUAAAAACGCGGCGUUUCACGUGAGCGCUUCUGCGUACGUCACCACUGUAUUGGUCACACUUGCCGCUACAUCUCUAUUGCUAUAAACAAACCCUUGGAAGCUUUCGUAAUUACGUAGACUGCCAUUCUCUUCUUCUUUUUUCAUUUUCUAAUUUUCUUCUAUUUUUGUGUGUUUCUUAAGACUGAGAUUAGAGAGUGAGGUUUAAGUUUUAAUCUUCUUUUUAAGUAAUGUAGUAUGAUUGCUUUUGUUUUGGACCUCUUGGUGCUACUGUUGAACUUAACUAGUUUCUAGUUUGAGGAUUUUGUCUUGGCCUUUGGUGCAUUUACAAUUACGAAAAGUAAUCACGAUUGUCA